GGUGGUGAAAUUCCCUGGAAAUGUAGGCUACACGAUUAUAUAAUACAUACAUAAUUUCCCGCACAUACAAUAUUCUGUAGAGCUUGACACCUGUUUUUUGUAUAGGUUAGAGCGAGCAUAAUGUAUUGUUAGCCGUGUUAUUUAACCUCAAACUUUUCAUGAAACUCAAUUUCACAUCCGGUCAGCCAAAAAAGUCUCGACAGGGUUGGGCCAGUUACGGAGCUGUCAGUCUUCAAAUUUAAUCUGUGGCCUCUGUUCCCGUCAAUUGUGUUUAACACUGCACCUUGAGCACCUCAGGAUUACCGUGUGAACCGGCACAUUUCCCAACAUGCAACCGGCUCUCGUCGUGAUCUGGCUGGCCGCUCUACAACAAUCCAUUCCGGUCAAUUGUUUCCCUGUACACCUAGACCUGUCGCCGCCGCACAGGACAAUCAAAGGAAUCCUCGCGCGCUCCCAGUCUGUCGAUACAGGACAUUAUUUAUGGAAUGUGAAUUUGAAUGGACAUGUAAAGAAAGCCAUCUUCACAAACUCUCUCGUUGUCCUCCCAAUAAGAACAGAAACAAGUGACUUUGUGUCAAUAUUGGACUUGAAAAGUAAACGUUUCUUAUGUGUCGACGUCGAGGAUAAGUGGUUCAGUUCUAUGAUGUUCAGCAGGAAAGAGUGCCUUUUCCAGCACAGGCGGAUGGAGAACCAUGUUGACGUGUUCUAUUCAUCCAGCAAUGGACUGUUGCUCCUACUGGAAGGGGCUGAGAUCCCUGUGAAAGGGUAUGACUUGUUAAAGAGACUCAUGGUUUACAGAAGAAAGAGGAGCCAACAGGAGAACCCAAAUGUAGACUCCAUGGAGGAUCAGGACCUGGCUAUGCAACAGGACCAAGAACGAGCUGGAGCCAUUUCCAAGGAGACCAUCACUUCUUGUGACGACCCUUUGCGGGUGUUGCAUUCCAAUAGCCCAGGCAGUCCUACCAAAAUGGCUGUGCAAAAGGCAGACAAAGUGGCCCAGGGUGGUCUAGCGGUCUAAGCAGAUGCCUCCGGCACACAUCUACGGUGUUGUCAGGUUUGAAUCCAACCUACUGCCUUCUCUCUUUCCCUACUAUCUUCCCUACUAUCAUCCUCUCUCUUUAUCUUAGGGGUAAGCAACCUUGUUCCUGGAGUGCUUGCAGGAUUUUGCCCCAACUUGGCAUCACACCAGACCAAAUGAGCAAAUUGACUAAAUUCAACACACCUGGUCUUCCAAGUUGGUUAUAUCAAAAACAAGUCCUUGCGUCACUCCAGAACCAAGGUUGCCUAGUCCUGCUCUAACUGUUCAAUAAAGUCAGAAAAUAGCUUAAAAAUAUAUUUAAAAAAUGGAAAAUGCAGAUAAAGAGUGAAGCAUUGGCCAAUGGCUUGACUCGUAAGGCCAGAGAAAUGAGCUUUGAAUUUGAAGCUUGUCUGGAAAAUGUUUAAACUUUUUGCUAGAUAACAUUAAGGGAUAUACAGUAAUGCCAUGCACCAGUCAAAUCAAAUUCAAAUCAAAUCAAAUGUAUUUAUAUAGCCCUUCGUACAUCAGCUGAUAUCUCAAAGUGCUGUACAGAAACCCAGCCUAAAACCCCAAACAGCAAGCAAUGCAGGUGUAGAAGCACCAGUGCCUCAAUCCUCAUGAGUUUGUGGUUUUGCAAUCGUAGUCUGGAUGUAGGGGUCACAAUACAACUUCAGAAGGAGCACGUUAGAUUGAAACAAGGAGGUGAAUUAGAAAGCUGAUCAGUGAGCAUCAUGAGAAACAGUCUUACAUGCUUCUAUGCUGAGGUAGUGCUUCUUAAGGUCAUUAAUGAGUGGAUGAGAAUGGGUAGAUGAGACCAUGUGUAUAGUGCAGUGAGAAGCCAACCCUUUGGUUAUGCAAGGGUGUGAUGCACUUUUUCACUGGGACCAGAAAUCAGCCCUGGCAUUUGUAACACACCGGCCCAUUUCUUUCCUCAAGGCCCAGACAGCGACCAUUUUUUUUUUCUCCCCCUUGUGGCCCCCAUUCUUAGCCUGAUGAUGAUGAUGAUCAUUUUGCACAACAAAAAAAACAAGUUAGGCAGGCCCACGAGGUAAACAAUCAACCCGGCCCAUCUGGAAUUUUUCACGAAAUGCCUGAUGGCCAGUCCGCCCCUGCACUUUUUAAAUAUUUACAUUACAAAACACUUUCAAACAGUUUGGACUUUCAUCCUUGACACAGAGAAAACCAAUCAAAUCAUCCUGAAAAUAUGCAGACUCAUUAUGAAAUGGGCACUUCUUGUUUUUAUAACAGCGAAUAAAAAGUUGAGUCACCCAUUUCCUUUUCUACAUUACUUAGAAUCAUAUAUCAAUUCAUACAGAGAGACGUUUGAGUAGCAGUUGAUGAGGGGCCUGUUUGGCAACAUUAAACAUAAUUUGUCCUUUUUGGGUAACGCCUGGGUUGAACCAGUGUCAUGUUGUCCUUUUAACUCCCUUUAAAAAGUACCAUUUUAAACUGGUUUGGCAUUGAGCCUGAUGUUGCAAUAAUUUGUUUGCAUGAGAUUUUGCUAUGUAUGUCAAAAUGGACCAACAUUUCUGUAUGAAUUAUUGUAAUUGACAAGUAAAUAUUAAUUGAUACAAUAUUGCAUUAAUGCAUUGUAACUUCUAUUAAUUGAAGACCAUUUUUCAAUGGAUGUGUUAUGGUAUUACUAUAUGUUGUCAAUCUAUAGGUUGUGGUGGAUGUUCACAAUGUUUAAAUAUGGUAAAUACACUAUAUAUAAAAAAGUAAGUGGACACCCCUUCAAAUUAGUGGGUUCGGCUAUUUCAGCCACACCCGUUGCUGGCAUGUGUAUAAAAUCGAGCACACAGCCAUGCAAUCUCCAUAGACAAACAUUUGCAGUAGAAUGGCCUUACUGAAGAGCUCAGUGACAUUCAACAUGGCACUGUCAUAGGAUGCCACCUUCCUAACAAGUCAGUUCAUCACAUUUCUGCCCUGCUGGAGCUUCCCCGGUCAACUGUAAGUGCUGUUAUUGUGAAGUGGAAACGUCUAGGAGCAGCAAUGGCUGAGCCGCGAAGUGGUAGGCCCCACAAGCUCACAGAACAGGACCGCUGAAAUGCGUAGCGAAUAAAAAUUGCAUGUCCUCGGUUACAACACUCACUACCGAGUUACAAACUGCCUCUGGAAGCAACGUCAGCACAAUAACUGUUCAUCGGGAGAUUCAUGAAAUGGGUUUCUAUGGCUGAGCAGCUGCAUGCAAGCCUAAGUUUACCAUGCCAAGUGUCGGCUGGAGUGGUGUAAAGCUUGCCGUCAUUGGACUCUGGAGCAGUGGAAACGCAUUCUCUGGAGUGAUGAAUCACACUUCACCAUCUGGCAGUCCGACAAACUAAUCUGGCUUUGGCAGAUGCCAGGAGAAUGCUACUUGCCCCAAUGCAUAGUGCCAACUGUAAUGUUUGGUGUAGGAGGAAUAAUGGUCUGGGAUGGUUUUUCACGGUUCGGGCUUGGUCCCUUAGUUCCAGUGAAGGGAAAUCUUAACACUACAGCAUUUUGUAUUUUUAUUUAUUUAUCCUUUAUUUAACUAGGCAAGUUCGUUAAGAACAAAUUUUUAUUUACAAUGACGGCCUACUCCGGCCAAACCCUAACGACACUGGGCAGAAUGUGCGCCGUCCUAUGGGGCUCCUAAUCACAGCCGGUUGUGUUACAGCCUAGAAUCGAAACAGGGUCUGUAGUGUCGCCUCUAGCAUUGAGAUGCAGUGCCGUAGACCGCUGCGUCACUCGGGAGCCCAUACAAUGACAUUCUAGACAAUUCUGUGCUUCCAACUUUGUGGUAACAGUGUGGGGAAGGCCCUUUCCUGUUUUCAGCAUGACAAUGCCCCUGUAUACAAGGCGAGGUCCAUACAGAAAUGGUUUGUCGAGAUCAGUAUGGAAAAACUUGACUGGCCUACACAGUGCCCCGACCUCAACCCUAUCAAACACCUUUGGGCUGAAUUGGAACGCCGACUGCGAGCCAGGCCUAAUUACCCCACAUCAGUGCCCGACCUCACUAAUGCUCUUGUGGCUGAAUGGAAACAAGUUCCCACAGCAAUGAUCCAACAUCUAGUGGAAAGCCUUCCCAAAAGAGUGGAGGCUGUUUAUAGCAGCAAAGGGGGGGGACCAACUUUAUAUUAAUGCCCAUGAUUUUGGAAUGAGAUGUUUGACGAGCAGGUGUCCACAUACCUUUGGUCAUGUAGUGUAUAUCAAUGUUGUGUUUUGCUGUCAUUUGAAACUAUACCAAAUGUUAGCUGGUGCUGGACACCAUUAGGAAAAAGCAAUGAGCCAUCACAAUAUAAUAUGUAUUUAUUCAAAUGUAUUCACAUAUUGUUAUUUAUAAUGUGUAAUAUUUUGUAUGGAUGCUUAUUGUCUUAUCAUAAAAUAUAUACACUGAACAAAAAUAUAAACAACAUGCAACAUUUUCAAAGAUUUUACUGAGUUAUGGUUCAAAAAGUAAAUCGGUCAAUUGAAAUAAAUAAAUUAGGCCCUAAUCUAUGGAUUUCACAUGACUGUGAAUACAAAUGUGCAUCUGGUCACAGAUACCUUUAAAAAAGGUGGUGGUGUGGAUCAGAAAACCAGUCAGUAUCUGGUGUGACCACCAUUUGCCUCAUGUAGCGUGACAACUCCUUCACAUAGAGUUGAUCAGGCUGUUGUGGCCUGUAGAAUGUUUUCUCAUCCUCUUCAAUGGUUGUGUGAAGUUGCUGCAUAAUUAAAUCAC
Molecule: messenger RNA, 4697 nt
Organism: Oncorhynchus keta (chum salmon)
Lineage: Eukaryota; Metazoa; Chordata; Actinopteri; Salmoniformes; Salmonidae
Product: fibroblast growth factor 23-like
Exons: 3
Coding region: 329-1018 (229 amino acids)
Molecular function (GO): growth factor activity
Source: RefSeq, a predicted model, not a curated record